CAGGAUUACAUCAGUCGUAUGCRGAUUCCUUGCCUUGACAACAGUUUCACUGACUUUAUAAAUGAAUUAGAAGAUACAACCCUUGAUCCAAAAGGAUUUAAGAAUGCUAGACAAUGGUUUUACCAGACCUGUUCUCAAUUUGGAUACUUCCAGACAUGUGAUAAAAACACCCAAUGCUUGUUCUCCARUCGCCUCGUCUUGGCAGCAGAGCUACUUGUUUGCGAAAAAGUAUUUGAUUUGAGCAAAAAGAUAGUACAGAAAAGAGUGAACUUUACAAACUCAUACUAUGGAAGUGACAARCCUAGAGGAUCUAGAAUCAUAUUUGUCAAUGGAUCCAUUGAUCCUUGGCACAGUCUCAGUAUUUURCACAAUGUGACUUCAUCACAAAUUGCAAUAUUUAUUCCUGGAACAUCUCAUUGUCAAAAUAUGGGCUCCAGUAGAUACACUGACACGCCUGCAUUAAUACAGGCCAGGCAGAGAGUAUCAACAAUAAUCGGAUACUGGUUGAAACUAGAAGACAAGACUAUAUAAGAAAACCAUUCAAUGAAUAUCACAAUUAACAUUUGACAGCUCACUUUCUUGUGGCAUUUUUCCAGUUUUUUUUUUUUAUUUUUUUAUUUUAUUUAAAUACUUAAUUAUUAUUACAUAUAUUUAAU
This is a messenger RNA of Exaiptasia diaphana, 656 nucleotides long. RefSeq names its product thymus-specific serine protease. Gene Ontology annotation, cellular component: lysosome; endosome. The coding region runs from base 19 to 531 and encodes 170 amino acids. Gene Ontology annotation, molecular function: dipeptidyl-peptidase activity; serine-type exopeptidase activity. Gene Ontology annotation, biological process: proteolysis. Lineage: Eukaryota; Metazoa; Cnidaria; Anthozoa; Actiniaria; Aiptasiidae. The transcript is spliced from 4 exons. The record is from RefSeq and is a predicted model, not a curated record.